UGGUUUUGUGUUCUUUUGUUGUUGUAGGGUAAUACUUAUUGGUUGAAACAGCGAACGAAGUAUCCCUCGGGAUGCAUUUUAUGGCCCUUACUAGAACCAAAUAUUAGAUCUAGCGCUUGGAUCUUGAAUAUUGUCUCGGGUUGAACAGCGUAAAGCUACGAGUUAACCUUUGAUCAUGAGUAAUACUACGACAAGUGAAACUACAAAACUGCACAAAGAACUCGAGACCGAGAAAGCCAACGAAGAACUGGAGUCAAUCAUGGUUGUUUAUAAUGGCAAACAACACACAGUGAAGUUUCCAAUCAACGCCAACGCAAAAGUUAUCAGUCAAAGUAUCAAGAAAGUAACAGGAGUGAAAGGGUCGUUUUACGUGCAUUUUGGCGAAAAGACAAACAACUAUUUACACUCUUCAAGCGUGACUAGUGGAAAUCUCGCUAAACUUGCAGGGCAGCCUCUCGAGCUUAGAGGUGGAAACGCAUUUAACAAAGGAGGUGAUUCUAUAUGGUACUAUAACAGUCAAGCCCUCAAACCUGAAGUUACGAAAAAGUGCAGGGAGAUGGAAAUUGUACCAUUUGAUAACCCUCCUUAACUACUGUCAUCAAAAGACUGUGGAGUAAAUGAUCAAUAGGUUAUAAGGCGUGCAGAUAUUGACCUUCUCUCGUCUGAUUCAUUUACAACAAAUACCAUAGUGUGAAGACGUGUGCUUUUGGAAGCAUUCAAGUGUGGUUGUUCUCGUGAAGUUUGUUGAGUGAUACAAAGACUGACAGAGAAAGCUAAGAAAAGUCAGCAGUUAAUGAAAACAUCACCUGAAUACAGUUAAUUAUAACUGGAAAUAAACAGUCAUGAAAUAAACCAAAUUAACCCUUCAACUUCCAAGAUCUGAUUGUCAAUUCUCCCCUCUAACUGACUCACAAUUCCUUGUAAAUAAGUUAUGAGAAUUUGGUGUUAGCUCAAGAUAACAACUUCUUCCUGAUAAUUUUGAGUAUUCUCAUUACCUAAUGGCCAGAUAAUGUACAGAUAUCAUAGGGAGAAGUUACAAGUCAAUCAAUUCUGGGAGUUAACCCUUUCACUCCCAUGAGUGACCAGGACAGAAUUUCUCCUUACAAUAUCAAUACAAUAUCAAGCAGGCAGGUGAUGAGAAUUGAGAAGAAUAUCAAUCAUGGGAUUAUUAGUUGAUCCAAUACCAAAUUCUCUGAACUAACAUCUUAAGAAUUGUAUGGCAGAUAGUAAGGAGAAUUACUAAUUAGAUCUUGGGAGUGAAAGG
Molecule: messenger RNA, 1264 nt
Organism: Pocillopora verrucosa
Lineage: Eukaryota; Metazoa; Cnidaria; Anthozoa; Scleractinia; Pocilloporidae
Source: RefSeq, a predicted model, not a curated record